Trematomus bernacchii (emerald rockcod) is the source of this 615-nucleotide messenger RNA. Its product is annotated as phosphatidylinositol 3,4,5-trisphosphate-dependent Rac exchanger 2 protein-like. The transcript is spliced from 2 exons. NCBI's taxonomy places the organism in Eukaryota, Metazoa, Chordata, Actinopteri, Perciformes, Nototheniidae. The record is from RefSeq and is a predicted model, not a curated record. The coding region runs from base 158 to 427 and encodes 89 amino acids.
CUUGUUGCCCACUCUUCUCUCUUCUGUGGACUUUUAUUUAUUUAAAUUCCACUUCCUGCAGACACCGGACCAUGCUGCACAUCUUCCUCCUCUGAAGGCUGAGGGGAAACUUUCUUCUGCAGGAUUUAAUACAUAUUACAGGAUUAUUAUUUGUUGCAUGAACCUCCUCACAAUGACGGAGGAAAGCCCGGAGAAGCAGCUCCGGCUCCGGGUGUGCGUCCUCAGCGAGCUGCUGCACACGGAGCGGGACUAUGUGCAAACCCUGGAGUUCCUCUCGUUGAAGGUGGUUUUUUGUCACCGUAGGACUGAGAGUGGCGCAGCUUCACCAACAGAGGGCAGUGUAGGACUUCACUCUGCAAACAUCCUUGCUACAGACUUGCAACUGGCAGUAUCAGUUUCAUCUCAUCGCUGCGUCAGACAGGGUUAGUGCGGCUCUAUUUGAUAUGUAUAACAACAAAGCAGAGACUUGUUUAAUAUUGGUUUAUUGGUUCAUAAUCAGAGCCCAUUGUGGUUUAUGGCUUAUUAUUGUUACCAGUCAGGAUACUCCGUAGAAGUUGCAGAGUAUCCUGGAGUCCAUGUUGAACCUCCUUAGCCUGUGGAGGAAGAAGAGCCGCU